Messenger RNA from Cladocopium goreaui, 1353 nucleotides. NCBI's taxonomy places the organism in Eukaryota, Dinophyceae, Suessiales, Symbiodiniaceae. The record is from the annotation of a GenBank genome assembly.
AUGCCGCUCUCCAGCAAUUCGGCCCGAUCCACCCCGCUGGGUGGCCGAAAAGUGGAGGCCCCAAGCUACCAGCAGUGGCUGUUUGGCCGUGAUGCACCAGCCAGCAGCCCCGCCAGUGAAACCAAACCAUCAAGCCCCUUCAGCGCCCAUUUCCCCCCACCCCCACGACCAAUGCGAUCCAAUUCGGUCUCCUUGGAGCUGAGCCUGGGACAAUCCAGUCCCACAGGGGUAGGGUCGGUGCUUUUUGCACCGCUUUCUGAUGCGGCCGGCUUCUUGGCAAAGGCUGCACAGCUGAGCCUAGCAAGAAAAGACUUGCGGCACACAAUCUCAUGCUGCAACCAGGCAGUGGCUUUAGCACCGGACUGCGGUCUAGCUUGGAAGCAGCGAGGGGUCGUGCGGCUGCAAGCGGGUGAAGCAAGGGCAGCCCUAGAGGACCUGAACAUGGCGGUGCGACUGGAUCCCACCGAUGCGCGACUCUUGGAGAGAAGAGCCGCAGCACGGCACGGGAUUCGAGACUACGUAGGUGCCGUGGAAGAUGCUACGGACGCCAUCCAGGCUGAAGGUGUUCGGCCAGAGUUCUGGAGAAGGCGCGGCUUGGCCAAGAUGAUGUUGGAGGAUUACACGUCAGCCGCCUCUGACUACGAUCAGGCCUUGCGCCUCGAUCCUCAACAUGCGGGCAGCUGGAGAAAUCGUGGAGCUGCAAGGCUAAACUUGGGCCAGAAGAAGGCUGCUGAAGGCGACACUUCUAAGGCCAUCAAGCUCCAUCCAAAUGCUUGCAAUUUUAUGCAGCGUGCCAAGAUCAGGUUGGAAACUGGCGACUACGCAGGGGCUGCCCGGGAUUGCACUCAAGCUCUCAAGAUGAGUGAUCAGGCGGAUCUGUGGGUACUCAGGGCCAUUGCCAAGCAGCACCUAAAGGAUCUGCCAGGUGCAGUGGCAGACUUGGAUGAGGUCAUCAAACGUGACCAAUACAACUACAAGGCUUGGGAGCGUCGAGCACAGAUUCGUUUGAAGCAAGGCCACUACGAGCAUCUCAUUCGAGAGUGCAACGAGGCCAUUCCCGCUAUGCCAGAGCCUGGAGAGCUUUUAUGCUGUCGAGGGCAAGCAUACUAUCGCAAAGGCGAUUACAAGAGUGCCUAUGAUGACUUCGAAAGUGCUUUGCAGCAUGAACCCGAAAGCGCGUUGGCCAGGAAGCUCCUAGACAUGUCGCAUCAGUGUGUGAAGCAACUGGAGAGUUGGAAAUUGAAACUUGGAGAUCCAAGCUGCUUGACAGAAGCCGUGAGUGCUGUCCAGCUCAUCAACUAAUGAUUUUUUGUGGUUUUCCUGGGUUGUCAUCCCCCUGAUAUUACAUACCCC